AUGGCGCUCGGCUUGGCGGUGUAUCUCGAGCGCAAGACGCUGCUUUGGAGCAGCGCCUGGGCUCUGACUGCCUCAGCGCUGGUCAUCGCGAAGGGCUGGAUCGCUGUGCCUGAGCCAGUAAACUCCCUGGAAACGCCAAUUCGUGUAGUUGGGGCACUGGUGGUCACCACCGUGAUUCUGCUGUUGACCCGCAUCUGGACUGGUGUCAAGUACCAGGAUGCCUGCAGCAAGGCAGGCGAGAGAAGUCCCGUCCCUGUCCUGCCUUCCUCGGUUCCCUUCCUCGGCCAUGCACUGCAUCUCAUCUGGGACGUAGACUCGUUCCUGAAGAAAGCCAGGGAUGAUGUCACGCAGAAUGUAUUCGGAUUGAGCCUUCUUGGCACGAGGCAUGCCGUUCUGGGAUCACCCACGGUGGUCGAAUCGGUCGUAGCGAAAGAACGAGAAGGAUUGGAUGAUCAAGCCUUUGUUUCUACUCUUCGCAAAAACAUCUUUGGCGUCCCCACGACGGUUCCCGCGGACUUGUAUGAGAAGGUCUUUACAGAAUCGAACAUGGAAUCGCUUUCUGCAAAGGCCGUGGGUCUGCUGAAAGAAAUCGUCCCGGACCUCAUCACUUUCAACGAAAGCUAUGUCGACCAACAGGCAUGGGAACGGGCAAGCCUGACGACUGUGGUUGAGGCACCUGAGUCUGAAAGGGACCUCUCGGACUCGAACCUAGACAUGCUACUCCAGGAAUUUUCCGGCCAUAUCAUCAACAGUUCUUUUGCAGGCAUAGCUUUCAUGGACGACUAUCCCACGUUCAACGAGACUCUGCAAAGUUUCGAUUCCAAAGCUUACAUUCUGGGUACUGGUCAUCCCCGUUGGGUUCCCGUUCCCGGCCUUCCGGCUGGCUACAUCGCACGCAGGGCAUUGCUCGCAAACAUGAGCAACUUGCAAAAGUCCUACGACAGAGAGCUUGGAGGCGAAGACAUCAUCUCAAAGGAAGAAAACGUGGGGGAUUUCUCAGCCGCUUUCACCGCGUCUCGACGCCUCUUCGCCGAACAAAACGUGCCCUCCGAAGUCCACCCCAACGCUCACCUCUACCUGUUCUGGGCCCUGAACUCGGCAACUCGCGACCUGGUCUUCUGGAUGACGAUCCACAUCCUCGCGGAACCCGGACUGGCGGAGCGCAUCCGCGACGAAGUCCGUCCGGUUGCUCGCGCCACGCGGCCGAAGAAUGGCUUUGGGCUGAUGGAGCCACCACGCAUCGACGUCGAUCUGGACGGACUGCGGACAAAAUGCCCGCUGCUGCUGAGCUGCUACAUGGAGACGGUUCGGCUGUACAACACAGCUUGGUCCAUUGGCAAAGCCAAGCAGGACGUCGUGCUCAGCGACAAGUCGGCCGCCGGGGUUGCUGCGGAGUACGCAGUCAGGAAGGGCGAACACGUGGAUGUGUCCAACGGGCUGCUCAACACGGACAGCCAGUACCGGAAUGCGGAGAAGUUCAUUGCAGACAGAUUUGUGGUGCACGACGAGAAAGGAAAGGCGAUCAGAGCAGACUGGGGGAGGGUCAAACACGACAACGGCAUGUGGCGCAUGGCGGGGUUGGGUGUGUUUGCACAGAGCCUUUGCCUGGCAACCGUGUCCACGGUGCUGGGCGUGUGGACGAUGGAGCCGGUGGACAAGGCGGGCUGGAAAAUACCGCGACGAGCCAACGGGCCGCUCACGGCGCGACCCAAGGGCAACGUGAGGGUCAGGAUCGGGCGGGCGCCGCUGGCGAGCGAGUAG
Molecule: messenger RNA, 1761 nt
Organism: Diplodia corticola
Lineage: Eukaryota; Fungi; Ascomycota; Dothideomycetes; Botryosphaeriales; Botryosphaeriaceae
Product: cytochrome p450
Exons: 4
Coding region: 1-1761 (586 amino acids)
Molecular function (GO): monooxygenase activity; iron ion binding; oxidoreductase activity, acting on paired donors, with incorporation or reduction of molecular oxygen
Source: RefSeq, a predicted model, not a curated record